This is a messenger RNA of Amborella trichopoda, 814 nucleotides long. RefSeq lists its product as uncharacterized. NCBI's taxonomy places the organism in Eukaryota, Viridiplantae, Streptophyta, Magnoliopsida, Amborellales, Amborellaceae. The record is from RefSeq and is a predicted model, not a curated record.
CAAAUUGCUGUUUCAAAACAGCAGUCCAAUGGGGAAAAUGUCGUUCAUGAGCGGCGACCUCUUCACCAAAACCAGGAAGCUUGUGAAGGGCCUUGCCAUGGCCAAACCUCUCUGGCUCAAAGCCAUGGAAGAGGCUCCACCUGUGAUGUUUCCUCGUACCAAUGAUAAAUAUGAGAAAAUUACUCUCCCUGAGGAUGUUUACGUGAAGAAAUUCAAUCAGAUGUACCCUGAAGCUCUACAUGAAGAAGCUAUUAGAUUUAGUGGAUUUGAUCCCCCUCCAGCUCGAGUGUUUGGUUGGCGUGUGCUUGAGUUGAAACAACAGGGAGUCGGUGAGGAUGAAGCCACGGCUAUGGCUAGUAUGGAAUACAAGGCUGAAAAGAAAGCAAAGAAAGAAGCAUACAAAAGGCUGAAGCAAAUAGCACGCCUUCAAGGGAAGAAACCACCACCAAACCCCUACCCAAGUGCCGUAAAAGAGAUCCAAGCAGAGGAGAUGAAAUACGUGCGAGCUCGCUUCACUGAUUCAAAGAUUCUAGAGAUUGUGCAGAAGAUGAAAGAAGAGAAGAAGAAUGAAAGGGCAAUGCGUGGAUGGAGUGGUGGUGACAGGUCAAGAGCCAAUUGAGUCCUUAAUAUACUUAUCCCACUUGUGGAAGUGUUGGCUUUUGGUUAUUUUGAUAAAGAAUUCUUUCCCUUUUAUUUUUUACUCUAAUAAAUUUUCAUUUCCUUGGAACAAUAGGUAGAAUAUCAGGUCCUUGUACCAUUUUAUAUGUAAUGUAAUCAAUGUUCUCUUUGAUGGCGUUUGUGAGUUGGGAUCAAA